AUGUCUUUACCAACCCAAUCUGCCGUCGUCCUCCAUGGCGCACGCGACCUUCGUUGUGAAAGUCGAAGGGUUUGGCCGCCAGCAGCCGGACAAGCCCAGGUCUCCAUUGUCUCCACUGGGCUGUGUGGUAGCGACCUUCACUAUUACGCUCAUGGCCGAAAUGGUGACUUCCAACUCCAAGCACCUCUCGUUCUCGGCCAUGAAGCCGCAGGCGUCGUCACCGCUGUUGGACCCGGUGUCAAAGGUCUCAAAGUCGGAACUCGCGUAGCUAUCGAGGCUGGGGUGAUGUGUAAUAAAUGCACAUUCUGCUGCUCUGGCCGUUAUAACCUCUGCAAAGACCUAAGGUUUUGCAGCUCCGCAAAAACCUUCCCUCAUCUCGACGGCACGUUACAAGAACGUAUGAACCACCCUGCCCACCUCCUACACCCUCUUCCGGAAUCCUGUUCUUUCGAUGAUGGAGCACUCGCGGAGCCCCUAUCUGUCCUACUGCACGCUGCAAGACGGUCACAGCUAUCAAAAGGCCAAUCUGUACUGGUGUUCGGUGUUGGGGCUAUCGGCUUAUUGGCUUGCUCUGUGGCCAGGUCAAUGGGCGCCUCCCGUGUGGUUGCGAUCGAUAUCAACCAAGCCAGACUCGACUUCAGUACUUCACACGGCUUCGCCGAGGCGACCUUUUGCCUCCCUUUUCCCGGCAAAGCGAAAAGUUCCGACGAGAGUCUCCGCUGCGCGAAAGCUAGCAUCGAAACGGCUCUUGACAAAUUUGAACAGCCUGAUGGCUUCGACGUGGUGUUUGAAUGCACGGGAGCUGAACCUUGUAUUCAGAUGUCCGUCCAUGCUGCGACCAUCGGUGGCAAAGUGGUGCUCAUCGGAAUGGGCUCCCGAAACGUAUUACUCCCUCUCUCCGCUGCCGCAACACGUGAGGUGGAUUUGGUUGGGUCCUUUAGAUAUGCCCACACAUAUCCGGAAGCGCUUUCGCUUCUUGCCGGCGGAACCCUUGGCGCACUCCAUAAACUCGUCACGCAUCGUUUCCGCCUGGAAGACUCCCAGAAAGCAUUCGAGCUGCUCUCGCGUGGCAAGGACCAAGAUGGUGGCUUGGUUAUCAAGGUUGUGGUCGGAGCCGACAGCGAGCCUGAACCUUAG
This is a messenger RNA of Mycena indigotica, 1137 nucleotides long. Its product is annotated as PKS-ER domain-containing protein. Gene Ontology annotation, biological process: D-sorbitol catabolic process. NCBI's taxonomy places the organism in Eukaryota, Fungi, Basidiomycota, Agaricomycetes, Agaricales, Mycenaceae. Gene Ontology annotation, molecular function: zinc ion binding; L-iditol 2-dehydrogenase (NAD+) activity. The coding region runs from base 1 to 1137 and encodes 378 amino acids. The transcript has 5 exons. The record is from RefSeq and is a predicted model, not a curated record.